Betta splendens (Siamese fighting fish) is the source of this 2378-nucleotide messenger RNA. RefSeq lists its product as uncharacterized. The coding region runs from base 192 to 2117 and encodes 641 amino acids. NCBI's taxonomy places the organism in Eukaryota, Metazoa, Chordata, Actinopteri, Anabantiformes, Osphronemidae. The record is from RefSeq and is a predicted model, not a curated record. The transcript has 5 exons.
GGACUGACAAGAAGCUCCAGUCCAGCUUGAGUCUGGCUCUAUCUAGUGUUGUGAGGCCUGAGCUGCAGGAGGCCUCAGCGUUUCCAGGUGCACAGGUGAUUCUGAUCAGCUGCUACUUAAACUCUGCAUCUGUUUGGUCUCAAUCGUUUUGCGUCUCACUCUGGAUUUGUCCUCAUUCUACAAGGCUGAAUAUGAGUCAUCCGGGGCCUAAUGGAGGGAAUGUACACUCGUUCACCAACAGUGGUGCUUUUAACUCUGGGCCACAGGAUGCAGACCUGCAGAGCAGCUGUCCACGGCCACGGCCUCUGUCCCGUCCACAACCCCCCUCUGCUGCUCCUGUGUUCUACGUUCAUGCGCCAACUGCUCCUCCUCCACCUGCAUUCCACUAUCCGUGGCCACUUCCCAUGCCCUUAUUCUUUAACCCCCUUGAGGGCUUCCCCGGCAUGGGCUAUGGCAUUUUCAUGCCACCUUUCCCUCCCUACAUGGAGACUCCAGCCUACAUUAUGCCCCCCCCUCACGUCCAGCCCAUGGACUACAGACGGCUGCUCCACCCUCAGGCCCAUGUGCCUACGGCAGCUCACCAGAACACCAACCAGAUGAGGAGAACCCGCCCGCCUCGUGGUGCAUCUACAGAAACCGUGAACGCUGCGGUCCAGACAGAACUCACUGAAAGACACGCUAAUGAUUAUGGCGACCGAAGCCCACUUGUCCUUCCAGAUUCUGGACAUGGGACUACCUCUGUCUCUCCCUCUUCAAGCUCUAGUUCCAAAAGAAGAGACGCUGCUGAAGCCAAUGACUUUAAGAGUUUGGAACAAAAAGUGAGGAACCUGAUGAGCAGUAAUGGAGACGUGCAGAUUAAUGACGCUAGAACAAAAGUACCGCUCAAACCCAGCUUCAACGUUCAACAUCCUACUCGAUCUGUGGGUACAUCUAUCAGGGCAAUUCUGGACGAUCAGAAGAACCACAAAGAGGGUAGCGCUCAGACGAAUGAUGGUCACUGCAAAGUCUGGUCGGUCAGUUCUUCUGAUAGUAUUGUCCCCGUGUGUAGUUCUUCUCAACAAGAUGACGUUUUCAGAGAAAGACUUUCCUCCAUUUGUGGUGUUCAGAAGCUGCUGCCCUCAGAAAGUCCAAAUGCUCGUGAUAAGUGUGUGGACCAACUCCCAGGCGAGGAUGACUCUUUUGCCAAAGACUGUGAAUGUCUUUACAAAAUUCUGAAACUACCUUUAGUUCGGUCAAGAGAAGAUGCUCAUGAAAUGUCUUCAGGCAACUUCCAGACAAGAAAAAAGGUGAAUGAGUCUGUUUGGUCAGUGGACUCUUUGCCUCUCUAUAUCCCCACUAAAGAGUGGCUUGCACAAAAUGGCCUAAUUGACACUGUAGCAAUUGAAGAGGAGGAAGUGGGAAACUGCCAGGCAGCACGAAAUUUUAGAAUUGUAAACACUCCUAAAAGAAUUGGGGAUGCUCAUGAAAUGUUUUCGAGCAACUUCCAGACAAAGAAGUUCAAUGAGUCUGUUUGGUCAGUUGAGUCUCUGCCUCCCUUCAUCCCCACUAAAGAGUGGCUUGCACAAAAUGGCCUAUUUGGCCCUGUAGCAAUUGAAGAGGAGGAAUUGGGAAACUGCCAGUCAGCACAAAAUGUCAGAAAUGUAAACACUGGUAAAAGAAUUGGUAACGCCUUCUCGGAGAAUGAAGCGACUCUCCCGAAUUCGCCCACACUGGAGAGAAUCGUACAAAAUGCAGUAGAUGUGGAGGCCAUAGAUGGAAACGGUGAGCAGCUGUGUGUUCCUGUGGAUCACAUGCAGAUGGCUGAGGUGUCUCCAAGGGGACAUCUGGUGGACUGUGGCAUCCAGUGUGACCAAAUCCAGUGUUUCUGUGAGAAGAUCAGAAGCAGCAGAGGAACCUGCAGAAGGAAUCUACUCAGACCUUCAGGUGUGAAGUCAAACAAUGGUGGCAGCAAAGUAUUCUGCAUGAAUGGAUCUUCGCAGAAAAACCAGAAUAGUCCUGAAAACCUAACUGGGCAGCAGAUGUCACAUGAUGGGCUCCCUGGCCAAACUGGGAAAAGGGGUGAGCACGGCUCAACCGCUCUCCUUACAGUGGACAGAACUAGAAAUAGAUUCCCGUAAUUCCUGUUGAGGAAUUAUUUGCUUUAAUGUUAUAAAUUUGUGCAAGACAAAUGUGUGCUUAAACACUAAAUACAGAAAUUAGCCUUGAUGAAACUUUUCAUUCAGGAAAUCGCCAGAUUUCAUUGUUCAUUGCUAGUCUCAGGGUUUGGUUUUGCUUUGCUACUCGUCGGUGGAGGAAACCACAAAUGAGGAAAGACAUGAUUUUAUAUUGUCUAAUAAUAAAAUGAUCUAUUUUUUCAAUAAAUGAUUUUGAUAUUUAAA